UUCGUUGCCAGGGGCAGGUGGGUUUGUUUACUUCCGGGUCGGCAGGCGGCCGUAGGGGGGCGGAGAUGGCGCUGGAGCCCGAGUCCGAGCCCGACCCUGAGGAUGUGCCGGAUUCAGGAGCUGUUUUUACAUUUGGUAAAAGCAAAUUCUCAGACAAUGUGCCUAGCAAAUUCUGGCUGAAAAAUGACAAAGCUGUUGCAAUCAGUUGUGGGGAUGAACACACUGCACUCAUAACAGAAAAUGGCAAGUUGUAUGUCUUUGGGAGCAACAACUGGGGUCAGCUGGGCUUGGGAACAAAGAACACUGUGAACAAACCUACGUGUGUAAAAGCGCUGAAAUCAGAGAGAGUGAAACUUGCUGCCUGUGGGAGAAGUCAUACAUUGGUCUGGACAGAGCAAGGAAACACAUAUGCUGCUGGUGACAAUAGUGAAGGACAGUUGGGCCUGGGCACUAAUGAAGAAAGAACAGCAUUUCAACGUGUGGAGUAUUUCAGGGAUAAACAGAAGAUUAAACAGCUGUCUGCUGGGUCAAAUAUUUCAGCAGCCUUAACUGAGGAUGGGAAUCUCUUUAUGUGGGGUGAUAAUUCUGAGGGACAAAUCGGCCUUGAUUCUGAAAGCAGUGUCAGUCUACCGCACCAAGUAGAUGUGGGCAAGCCAGUCUCCUGGGUUUCCUGUGGAUAUUACCAUUCUGCUCUUGUAACAGGUGAUGGGCAGCUCUAUACAUUUGGAGAAUCUGAUAAUGGAAAACUCGGAUUAUCACUUGAUCAGCCAAUAAAUCAUCGGAUCCCACAGCCUGUCAAUAAUAUACCAGGAAAAGUCAUCCAAGUUUCUUGUGGGGGUGGUCACACUGUUGUUCUUACAGAGGAAGAUGUGUAUGCAUUUGGCUUUGGACAAUUUGGUCAAUUAGGACAUGGCACAUUCAUUUUUGAGUCUUCAUUGCCAAAGGUCAUUGAAAAUUUGAAGAAAAAAAAUACACAGUUUAUUUCAUGUGGGGAGAAUCAUACUGCAGUAGUGACAGGUAAUGGUCUUUUGUAUACCUUUGGUGAUGGGCGACAUGGCAAGUUGGGACUUGGGGAAGAGAAUUUUACCAAUCAAUUCAAACCUACGCUUUGUACCAGAUUUUUGAAGUUGGCGGUCAAAUCGGUUGCCUGUGGAGGAUGCCAUAUGCUUGUGCUUGCCACCCCCCGGCUAAAAGAUUCAGAAAAUGUUAUGAUUGAAAGUGAUGACUUAAACAAGAAUUAUUUAACUGAUACCUAUUCCAUGACAAUGGGUGAUUUAUCUACAGCUAGCACAUUCCAUCGAUCAUUAUCGGCACGUAUCAGGCGUCGAGAAAGGGAAAGAUCUCCAGAGCAGUUUGGUCAGAUGGUACAUAGAUUGCCUCCAAUUGGAACCAGUUUCGUAAAAUCUUUCCACACCGGCAGUAGGACAAUUCCUGGAGUGAAGGACAUUGAAAAAGAACUCAUUGCCUCAAAGCCAACUAUUAAUGUUCAGCUUUAUAAAGAAUCACCAUUAUCCAACACAGACAAUGAAAUCAGAGAUGUCCAGGAAAGCUUAAAUGAAGUGGAAUCUGAAGAGGAAAGUGAUAAAGGUCUUGGUGACACUAUAGAUCCAUUAAACAUGACACAUACAAUGAUGAUGAAUCCUAAAGACAAGACCCUGACCUUAUCACCUGUUCACAAGGAACGGGUAACAUCAGUUAAUAAAGAACAGUCAGAAUCAGAGGAAGAUGAAGAAGAUUUUCAGAAAAACGAGAUCAUGGAAAUCUCAGCAGAAAGUGAAGAUGCACGAAGUUUAGAAGGAAAUGAAGAUUCAGAAAAUUUAGAAGAAGAUGAAAAUUCAGAAAGUUUAGAAGAAAAUGAAGCUUCAGGAAGUUCAGAAGAAAAUGAAGAUUUGGAAAGUUUAGAAGAAAAUGAAGAUGCCGAUAGUAUAGGAGAAGUUGAAGAUACACAAAACUUGGGAGAAAAUGAAAAUGCAAGAAUUUCAGGAGAAAAUGAGGAUGCAAAAAUUUCAGGAGAAAAUGAUGCUAAAAACUCAGGAGAAGAUGAAGACGCAAAAAGGUCAGGAGGAAACAAUGAUGUAAAAAAUUCAGAAGAAAAUGAGGAUGCAAAAAAUUCAGGAGAUAAUGAAAGUGCUGAAGAUUCUGGAAAAAUUAAAAAUUUAAAAGGAAGCAAGUCAAAUGGUUUACUCAGUAGAACAAAAAAUCUGUCAUUUUUUAAGGGCAAUUCCACCAAGGAGGCUGAAGGAAAAAUACAGUGCAAGAAAACAAAGUCUGAGGAUUCAACCAAAGAAAACACAAAUGGAGACGAAACAUAUGUUUCAAAUAUGAACUGUUCAUCAGAGGGCAGUGGGGAUAACAUUUCCUCUAAUCAAAACAAAAAAUCAAUACAAAGUAACUUUAAAAGCAAAUAUAAAUCAGCUACUUGUGUGUUGGUGUGAGUACUCAACAAGAAAUGUAGUAGGUACUUCGAAGCAAUUUGGAAGAACAUUUUGCACUUUAAUCGUAUGGUGUUCCAAAACGGAGCUUUUCUACUUGUGUAAUCACGUGCCUAUGAAGCCAUCAGUGUUACUAAAAUCACUGUAUUUUGAAACCUGAAAAGGAAUAUUUGAAUCUAAGGGUAUGUUUUAUCCUUUCAGGGAUUCAAUAACAGUAAUUGUGUAAUGUUUCAAUAAAUGAUUGAUUCAGUAUAUUUUUGUAUGAAUAAGAUAUAGUUUGAAUGUUUCAGAACAGCGGCUUUAAUAGUGCUUUUCUAAUUUUGUGACCUGUUAUAAAAUGUCAAUUAUUUAUCUUAUACUCUUUUCAGUGUAAAUAACAAAGUACGGUUUGUUUCAUGUUUGACAUUUUUGUAAUCAGAAUAAUUUCUUAACUGUAGUUUAAAAUAUUAUGCUGAUGUUUGGUUUCAUAUAUUGAAUGGUAAAUCAUUGACAUUAAGUCAUGAAUAAGUCAGGAUUCUUCAUAAUUUUCAUUUCUUUUAACACAUCAAAAUACGAAAUAUGAUUUAAUUUGUAAAAUUCUAAAAGACUGAAUUAAUUGGUCAGAAUUUUCUUUACACAGUGAAACAAACGCAUUCUUACUAAUUUCAGUUUACUCUUUAAGUAUGCGGUUUUAAGAACAUUUGCAUUUGAAUUAUAAGGAUAAAAUUGAGUAAAAGAGGAAUAUUUUUUCUUUUUUACAGUGUUUCAGCUGAUUUGUUCUUUUUGCUACAGAUAAUUCUCCUACUUUUCAAGCAAGCAAUAAAAUCUGUGUAGGAUUCAAUAUAUAAAAGAAAAUACUGGGAAGUAAACACUGUUUAGUUCUAUAUUGUUUAUCAUAGAUGUAUUUGUAUGUUUGCAUGUGCAUUUCAAAUCCAAAUCACCAGUCCCUGGCCUUGUAUUUGUCUUAAUAUCAUGGCUGCUAUUAGUUUAAUUAAUAAAACUACAUUUUCUAUAACUGUGGGAAGAUUUUCAUCAGCUGUAUCUUCACCAUCUCCCCAGAAGUCGUUCCAUCUGCCAUAACCUGAAUCACUGUAUAACAAAGGACAAACCUGAAUGCAUUGGUAUAUGCACCAUCACCUGAUCCAGCAGAACUGUAACAAACCCUAAUGGGACUUGUCUAUGUUAAAUCAAUCCAUUUCCCUGUCAUCAUUUUAUGACCAACAGAGAAAACUCUACCGUUCAUUGUCUCCUUAAAAUUCUGUCUUCCUUCCAUCAUCUACUUCAUAACUUAACAGAAAGUCCAAGGAACUUAUUGACCAACUUGUCAAUAAGAGAAAACCUAUUCAGCAAACUUUCUCUGUUGCAGCACCUCAUUAUUUUGCUCACCAAACCUAAUCUUUCAUAGGAAUGGGCCGGCCUUCCCUUGUGUAACUGAUUCUAUCUCCUAUAAUUGUUUUUCUUUGAUCUUAUUAACAAGACAUACUACUUGAUCCUUCAGCUCUGAAAAAAAUUAUUCCGCCCCAGUAAUUACAAUACUUAUACUGAUUUGUAACCUAGUGGUCAUAGUUUACAAUAAAUUAUGAAAUUGAAUUCAAUACACUUAAUGUGGUAGCAACAAAAAACAUCAGAAAAAUAUAACAUUAAUUAAUAUGAAAUUAAAAAUUGCAGAUGCUGGAAAUCUGAUAUAAAAGAGCAGAACCUGCUACAAUCAAUCAGCUGAGUAGGCAGAAUCUAUGAAAACAGAAACAGUUAGUGUAACAUUUAGGUUGAAUACUUUUUCUCUAAUGGGUAAGGAGUGAAAAUAAGUUGCAGAGAAAGCGUGGGAGAGAUGGAUAAGAUAAAAGGAAUAUUUUUGAUUGAGUUCAAGGCCAGGGUUACCAUGAUGAUGUGUUAAUAAUGAAGCUAUUGGAUUGUAGUUUAACAAGGGCAAUCUGCAGCAGUGACCUUCCAAUUUCCUAUUCCUUUAGUUCUCCAUCUCACUCCCUGCCACUGUUCCCUCUAGGCUGCGCGUGUGUGUGGCUGUGCAGUAACUGAAAUGUUCCCGUGCACAUAGCCUUUGUUGCCGUGCAGCUGGAAUUUUCUUUUAUAUAAUGUUUUAUUAAAGUGCCAUGCAGUUUUCAGGCCAAAUAAAAAUUUCCUGCUCAGAGCAAUGGUGAUCCACACAGCUGUAAAAAAAAAUUAGAGGGAACGUUGCUCCCUAUUUCACCAUUUUGGUUGUUUUUGCGCUGUAAUAACAAUGUAAACUUGAAGAUUCCAUAUUUUUAUUUUCCAUGCUAAGAUUUUUUCUUCUUGUUACCUUUAUCUCAUCUCUUAUCAUUAUGGAUAGCCUUCCUCCUUUUCUGUGUUGCUUUUUUCUUCUAGAAGUAUCCUGGAAUCAUUAAUUCCCGAACAUAUAGGCAUUACAACUGUUUCUUUAUAAAUGCUGUAAAGCAUACUAAUUUCUUUCUAUUUAGAUCUUUAAAUCAUUUGCUUUGUUAUGAAUGUGUAUAUUCAGAUAAAAAGCCUUUAAUUCUGCCUCUUUCCUCCAGAUUUUCCUCUAACCAUCACUGUUUGUUUAUGCUAUCCAUAUGCAAUCCAAACAUAUUCAUAUGUUUGUAUAUGCUGUCCAUUCCUAGUACACUCUAAUUACCAUUUCACCAUUUUGCACAAAAUCUUUAAUUUUCUAAGUUUUUUCUCAGGAACAAGCUAUCCUGAAAUCCUAAUCUAACUAUUUAGUUUAAGAAUAUUUGUACAGUUAUUUUUAGUUUGCCAGGCCAUGGGUUCCAGCUCAAUUUAAGUGGAACUUCUCCCAACAGAAUCUUUUUCUACAGAACUGAUGUCAUUGGACUAUGAAUUGGCAUUUACGAGGUAUUCCCCUAUAACAAUGUUUUUCAAACAUGCAUUCAUCUUUCUGAUCUUAUUGCUACUACACUAAAUUUGCAUGUGGCUCACAUAGUAAUCCAGAGAUUAUUGUGUUUGCCAUUUGACUUAGAACCCAGCUGUCCAAAGUUCUUCAGGAUCAUAGUUCAAAAUUAUUUAUUUAAUCUUUUUCUAUUUAUUUGUUGUUCCCCAGAACACCAUUCUGAGGAGCCCCUAUCGUGAUGUCCUGGGAUAAAAUAAUUGCCUUCCAAAAACAACAACCUUUGUGAAUUAUGUGACCCUGACCAAUAGAUUAUUUCACCAGCUAAUAAUAUGCUGCUGGAGGAAUUCAGCCAGACACACAUCUAUGGAGGCAGAUGGAAGGUUGACAUUUCAGUUUGAGACCUUGCAUCAAGAAUCUGCUAGUCUUAAAGCAGGGUCUUGACCAAAACAUUGUCUAUCCCUUCGCCUCCACGGAUGUGCCUAACCUGUUUGAUCCCUCCAGCAUUUUAGUUUUAGAUUCAGAUAUUAGCAUCUGCAAGUUUGUUGUUUAUCCAGAAAAUGUUUCCCCCCAUAGGUUUUAACUUUCAGCCUUGCCAGGGUUUCUUGAUGUCAUAGUCAAAAUUUGACUUUAUGUCAAGUGCAGUUACUCUUAUUUCACCCCAGAAGUCAAAUCUUGUUUUUCUUGGGACCAAAGCUGUAAUGAGAUCUGGAGCUGAGCAUUUCUGGCAAACUCAGACUCAGUGAAGUGGCUAUUACUGAGUCAAUGCCAUUCUGAUUUCAAUGAUGCUCCUGUCACGUGCUAACAAUUGAUUAGUUCAAUCAAUCAGCCCUAAAAACCUGUUUCUUCAACCAAGCUUUAGAUCUCCCUUACUAACCAUUUCACAUUUUAUUAAUAUCCUUCUGUGAUAUAUCAAGAUAUCUUUCUAUGUUAAAGAACUUUAUAAAUGCAAGUUCAUAUCAGUAGUCUCAUAACAUGGUAAGGAAGCAUUGGGCCAUCAUUAUCAAAACUUCUAAUUA
Mobula hypostoma (lesser devil ray) is the source of this 6269-nucleotide messenger RNA. It is a transcript of the gene rpgra, whose product is annotated as retinitis pigmentosa GTPase regulator a. Gene Ontology annotation, molecular function: ubiquitin protein ligase activity. Gene Ontology annotation, cellular component: photoreceptor outer segment; Golgi apparatus; cytoplasm. Gene Ontology annotation, biological process: intraciliary transport; visual perception; ubiquitin-dependent protein catabolic process. The coding region runs from base 66 to 2435 and encodes 789 amino acids. The record is from RefSeq and is a predicted model, not a curated record. Lineage: Eukaryota; Metazoa; Chordata; Chondrichthyes; Myliobatiformes; Myliobatidae. The transcript is spliced from 16 exons.